Molecule: messenger RNA, 5133 nt
Organism: Alosa sapidissima (American shad)
Lineage: Eukaryota; Metazoa; Chordata; Actinopteri; Clupeiformes; Clupeidae
Product: protocadherin Fat 4-like
Exons: 30
Coding region: 77-4861 (1594 amino acids)
Biological process (GO): homophilic cell-cell adhesion
Cellular component (GO): plasma membrane
Molecular function (GO): calcium ion binding
Source: RefSeq, a predicted model, not a curated record
CAGGGAGUGUACGGCACAGAAGCAACAUCAGGUGAGGAACGUAAGGUCUUCUGGAUCGAAAUAGCAGCUGCUUGAGAUGGGUCCUCCUGUUUUUAAGAUCUUUCUCUUCGUGGGAGUCGUGUUACCAUACGGAUCAUGGUGUCUGCCAACCACUACGACUGUGAACUGUGCUGGCGGAUCCAAUUUCCAACUGGGGGAAAUAGACGAAGACUAUGAAGGUGAGGUGGAGAUCUUGCAGGGGAUUCCUCCAGGUGAGAAUCUGGAGCUGGAGGCCUAUCUGUUUCCCACUGGAGUCACGUUUCUGCAGCUGGACUAUACCGUCGGGAACCCAACCGCCGUGGUCAGAACAAAAAGGCCGCUGGAUGCAGACGCUCUUGAAGGUGGUGGACUCUUAACCUAUGCCGUAAAAUGUAGGUUAGGGAUGAAGAACACUCGCGAACUAAAUGUCAGAGACAAGAAUGACAAUCCACCAGUCUUUCAGCAAACACAGUACACUGACACAGUCUCUGAGACACUGGGUGUGGACUCGCCAGUGCUGACGGUGAAGGCGGUGGAUGCUGAUGUCACUGAUGCCAACAACCGAUUGACUUACUCCAUCCAGGCUCCCGUGCCGAGUGUCUUUGAGAUGAGGGCCGACGGGCUGAUUCUGGUGAAGGAACGCCUAAACUACAACAAGGGCAAUCACUACACAUUCACAGUGGAAGCACGGGACCCUCAUGGCCUCUCAGACACUGCGACUGUGACGGUCGACGUGACAGACUUUGACAACUUGAACCCUUACUUUGAUCACAGUCUCUAUGAGGCCACCAUAGCAGAGAAUCAGGGGGGACCUUUGCCUUCAGUCCAGCCAGCAGCCAUAAAGGCCCAAGAUGGCGACACGGGCAUCAACAUGGCCGUCAACUACAGCAUCACAGCAGUGGCCCCAAGCAAGUACCAGGCUAACUUUGCCAUGGAUGCGGUUUCUGGAAUCAUAAGUGUGACAACCCCACUGGAUCGAGAAGAAGUAUCAUCCAUCAAUGUUCAGAUAAAGGCCGCACAGCAGGAUGACAGCUUCAAAACUGCCAACGCCAUGGUAGUGGUUAACAUUGAGGACGUCAAUGACAAUGCCCCGCAAUUUAACAAGCCUGACUACUCCGUGGCCAUUCUGGAAAAUUCUCCGGCGGACUCCUUCGUGCUGCAGGCCAAAGUCACAGAUGAAGACCUGGGAGGAUUUGUUGGAACAAUCCGGCUCAUUCCAGACUCUGUGCCUUUUGCUGUGAGCCAAGAUGGCACCAUCACGGUGAAUACCUCGGCUGAUCUGGAUCGGGAGACUACCACCAGUAUCCAGUUUCAGGUUGAAGCAAGAGAGGACGCUCCUCCCAAUACCGCAGUGACUGCAAAUGUGCACAUCAACCUUUUGGAUGUGAAUGAUAACAGUCCCCAGUUUGGUGAUGCCAAGUAUGAGGGCAAAGUCUUCGCCAAUCAGACUGCUGGAAUGCUGGUUGUCAAGAUUGAGGCUUCAGACCCAGAUGAAGGUGUGAAUGGAUUGAUGACUUACUUCAUUGCCGGUGGCAACCAGGAUGGCUACUUUGCUAUCGGUGAAGACACUGGGGAGAUCACCUUGGUGAAGAUCAUCCCACUGGAAGAGAACAAAGUCCUACAGUUCUCCCUGUAUGUGACCGCCAAAGAUGGUGGCGACAUCUCCCGGGCAUCCUCUGUGAUUGUGGACAUCCUGGCCCAGGACAACAGGCUCCAGUUUCUUCAGAAAACCUAUCACUCCAGCGUGGAUGAAGAGAUGGAUGGUAUUGUGGAGGUUGUUAAAGUAAGAUUCCACUCUGAUGGUCCAGUGCCACAGGUGGUAACUGAAGGUGACAAGUUCUCCAUAGACGCCAAUGGUGUGCUGUCUACUAAGGUCAAGCUAGACUAUGAGACCAAGGCGAACUAUAGCGUCCGUCUGUCUCUGUCCGAUGGCACUGAACAUGACGAGGCGGUGGUGGAGGUCGAGGUCCAGGACGUCAAUGACAACAGCCCCGUGUUUGCGACCAGCUCAGUCACCAUGAAUGUUAACGAGGACAUUGAGGUAGGGGAGAACAUCACCACGGUGACGGCCUCAGACGCUGACUCGGGGUACAACGGAGAGGUUCGCUACAUUCUGCAAGGUGGCGCGGGGAGGUUCAGCGUGAAUGGCGAGUCAGGCGUUAUCUCUCUUGCCGAACCCCUCGACAGGGAACAGCAGAACGAGUUCCACGUCAAGGUCAUCGCCAUGGACCAGGGUCGGCCCUCUCGCUCGGCGACCGCCACCGUGGUCAUCCAGGUGCUGGACGUCAACGACAACGAGCCAGUCUUCUCCUCGCCGCAGUACUACCUCACCGCCUCGGAGCAGGACGAGCCUGGCACUCUGCUGGCCACCCUGACGGCGACGGACAAGGACGUGGGGACAAACGCUGAGUUCACAUACCGCAUCGCCAAGGUGGAGCCGUCCUUGGAGUCCCCUCCAUUCACACUGGACCCCGUCACUGGAGCGCUGACGCUGGCCCGGAGACUGGACUACGGUGACGGCACGCGCUACACCCUUGCGGUGGAGGCGGUGGACAAGGGUACACCGACCAUGACGGGGAACUCCACGGUGACGGUGCAGGUGGAGGACGUGAACAACAACCCGCCGGAGUUUAGCCGCGAACGCUACGACGUGGCCGUGCCCGAAAACCUGGCUGGAGGAGCCGUCCUGGUGUCCCUGGAGGUCACAGACAAGGAUAAGGGUGGCUUCUCUAAUGGAUAUUUUGUCAUGACCAGCGAUACCUUCAGCAUCAACAAAAUGGGCGCCAUCUCCCUUAACAGUGAUGCCACUCUGGACAGAGAGAAGCAGGACAGCUAUGUUCUACAGGUCACGGCAGUGGACCAGCCAGUGGACGGCCUGAACACGACGGCCCAGGUGAACAUCACCGUCACGGACAUCAACGACAACAACCCCGAGUUCCUGCCGCUCCCCUCACCCAUCUCCGUGGCCGAGGGCAAGUACACGGAUGUCGCCCUGGGAGUCGUGUGCCAGAUCCAGGCUGAGGACAGGGACGCCGGGGAGAACGGCCACGUCAACAUCUCCACGUCGUCCUACACAGACACCUUCACUUUCACCGAGGACGGUACUCUCGUGGCUCGGGCUGAGCUGGACAGAGAGACGAAGGACUCCUAUGACCUGGUCAUCAUCGCCACUGACAACGGCAAACCCCAGAGACAGACCGUCACCAACAUCAGGGUCUCAGUCACUGAUGUGAAUGACAACGCCCCGGUGUUCAGCAUGGACACAUACAGUAAAAAUAUCCUGUCCACAGACAGCAAAGAGGGAGACCUGGUGCUGACUGUGACAGCAACAGAUAAGGAUGCUGGCAACAACUCUGUCGUCACAUACAGUUUUGCAUCUGGUGGCUCGGAAUACCUGAGCCUCAAUAGUAAAACUGGUGACAUCACAUUGACCUCUGACCUCUCCAAUGUAACAAAAGACACGCUGCUGAACCUCACAGCCAAAGCUAAGGACCAUGGGACAACCCCACUCUCUUCUACAGCCACCAUCCUCAUCUACAUCCGGACUGUGAGCCUGGAUGAGGGUCUGACCUUUGCGAGCCCCACCUACAACUUCAGUGUUGCGGAGAACAAACCCAAAGGCAGCGAGGUGGGCACUGUCAUGGCCUCGUCUGGAAGCUCUCUCGUCGAUGUCAGCUACAAUCUGAAGACGCACACGGAUCUGUUCUCUGUGAACACCGCCGGUUCCGUCCGCACUCUGGUGGAACUGGACAAGGAGGAAAAGGAGUUCUACGUCAUCUCUGUGGAGGCCACUGACACCAGGGUUCCCCCUAGCACCGCCCUGGCAGUGGUGACGGUUCAGGUGGAAGAUGUGAAUGAAGUGCCAGUGUUUGACAGUGACCCCUACACUACAGAGAUCUUCAGCAUUGCCCCGUUCAAGGACUCUGUUGUUAAAGUCAAGGCCACAGAUCCUGAUGUGGGGGAGACACUGAGUUACUCUCUGGUGAAGCCCAGCUCCAUGUUUGCUGUAGAGCCCUCUAGUGGUCAGGUGUAUGUAGUGUCAGUAGCUGGUGAGAGUGGGAUUGUGAGCCUGCAGGUGAAGGUAGAAGACCAUCAGGGACUCUAUGCUACAACAACUGUGGAGGUGACCGUAAAGGAAAGUAGAGAGGACAAUGUUGUGGUCAUCUCUCUUAACCAGCCAAUCAACGUAGUGGAGGAGAAAACAUCAGAGUUGGAGAAGUCGUUGGAGAGAGUCUUGGACUGGACAGUGAGGGUAAUCAGUGUUGCCAAUAGCAACGGCGAGGCUACUGACCGUCGUUCACUCAGCAGUAGCGGGGUCAGGACAUAUGUUAGCUUUGUUGCCAUGGACGCCAGCGGUACCAUCAUGUCUGCCAAGGAGGUCCAGAACAAGCUUAAAGAUGAGGAGGAGAAGGUUCAGGCUGAGCUGGAGACGGUGUUUGGCACUGGGUUGGAGCACCAGGUGGAGAAAGGCCCAGGGGGAAACGGGUCAGACUCAAUGGUGGUCAUCCUCACCCUCGGGAUCCUGUUCGGGCUGACCAUUGUGGCACUUGUAGUUGUUGUGACUGUCUCAGUGAUAAAAUUUAGGAAAAUAAAAAAAGACAUUGGACAUUCAGAUAAGGAAUCUUUCCACAUCGAAAACAAGAUGUCUAAAUCUUCAUCAAGUUCAGAUGAAAAUGAGCCUGCAGAAAAUAGUGAGAGAACCCCACAAAGUCAGACUAAAGCACCAUAUGAAUCCAAAGAGCUGACAUAUGGAGUGGUCUUAAAGAAAGAGAACAAGGACAUGUCAGCGUCACAGGACUCCAACGACCAUGAAGAAGACGGGGAAGUGGUGUCAUCUCUUUAAAUGACUCUUUUCACAAACUCUCUUUUCACACACACACACACACACACACACACACACACACACACACAAUACAAAGGAUUGCUGCCUUCUUGUCCUCUUAUCACGUGUAUGAAUUCCUUCAUACAUGUGCUAUAUUUUUUUAAAUAUUGUAUUGGUCUGCACAUCUAAUGAUUGCCUGAAAGACUCACUCCUAGCAGAAUACACAAGCACUGUGUUAAUGUGAACAUCUAUCUAUUAACGACAUAAACGUCUGUUCGUCUGACUGAUAUUUA